This is a messenger RNA of Prunus armeniaca (apricot), 1743 nucleotides long. Lineage: Eukaryota; Viridiplantae; Streptophyta; Magnoliopsida; Rosales; Rosaceae. The record is from the annotation of a GenBank genome assembly.
AUGGAGGGUUUUGGAGGCUUGGGAUUCAAUGAUGUAACCAAUGCUGUGAGGAAGAAAAGGAGUAACACAUCUCGUCGUCCUCGGAAUGAGUCACCGCUCCCUUUCGAUAAUCGAGAUACCAUGUCAUCAACGCCUCCUUCAGAAGAUGUAAGCAAAUUGUCAAGUGAUGAUAAUAACGAUUAUGGUUCAAUUACUCAAAAGAGGGAUAUCAAUCUGAACCUAUGCAGUGCAAGGGCUUCAUUUAGUAACAUUAUUGAAGCUGAAUCUGCCCAGAAUAUGAAUAAAAGUGAAGGAGGAGGAUCUGGAGAAUCUGAUGAAGCUUCCAAUGAUGGUUCUUUUCGAGGCAGUAAUGACCAUAGGCAUAGGGAGAUUGAUUCACAAAGGUCCAGCAAGGGUGCCCUUGCACCUGCUAAUUGGAAAGGUACAAACAAGGUUGGUCCUUUUGGAGUUGUUUCAGAUUGCUCAGAGAAUGAGAAUAAAGUGAAAAUGGUUAAGCUUAAAGUUGGUAAUGUUACACGCACAAUUCAGGCCAAGUCUACAUCUGAUGGUGCAUCUGCUGUUGGGUCGUCUUCUAUAAAAUCUUCUCAUAUUUCAGAUGCCCCUCGACCACGUCAGAAGUUGAUUCUUCAGGAGAACUCAGAUGACAAUCGUUCCUUUGGUUCAGAUAAAGGAAGUGGGUUACGAGGAGUCCCAUGGAAGGAUUUAUCUAAAAGCGUCACUGAUGUUGGGAAGGCUGAUUCUUCAAGGGUUGGGAUGCCUGAAGAACCUGUUCGCAAGAGCAAACGGGUCCCUAAGAGACGCUUGUUGGAUGCAGUUGAUGAUGGAGAUGAUGAUGACGUGGAAGUUCGAUACCUUGAAAAACUCAAAACAUCUAAGAUUACUUCAGAUCACAGUGUGGAAUACAAUGAAGAUGAGGAAAGAAAAAGCAGAAAAGAAAGGAAGAUUUCAACGGUGAUGAAGGGGAGUGGUGUUGGCCAGGUCAGUGUAGAUUUGGGAGGUUAUGGCAUCUCAAAAUCAGGCAAGGAGAGUAGGAAGUCUAGAGGAGGAAGAGUAUCUGAUGAUACUGAUUAUGAAGAAGAGGAAGAACCUGUCUCUGAUGGUGAGCCCAGUACUAAGAGGAAAAAAUUGAGAAAGGAGUUUGUUGAAUCAUCCUCAUAUAAUAAGGAGAUGACAGUCACUACUCGUCAAAGGGCUCUUAAAACUGGAAAUAAUGUCGCUUCCAGCUUAGGUGCAAGUCCAAUUGAGUUCCCCAACGGGUUGCCCCCUGCUCCACCAAGAAAGCAAAAAGAGAAACUCUGUGCACUGGAGCAGCAAAUCAAGAAAGCAGAGGCUGCUGAGAGACGUAGGAUGCAAGUAGAGAAGGCAGCUAGAGAAUCUGAGGCUGAGGCAAUCAGAAAGAUUUUGGGCCAAGAUUCAAGUAGGAAGAAACGAGAAGACAAGAUAAAGAAACGACAAGAAGAUCUGGCACAGGAAAGGGCUGCAAAUGCUUUCAUACUUCCAUCAGAUUCUGUUCGAUGGGUGAUGGGUCCAUCAGGAUCGAUCGUCACUUUCCCUGAUGAAAUGGGCUUGCCAGCUAUAUUCGAUUCCAAGCCUUGCAGUUACCCUCCUCCUCGUGAGAAGUGCGCGGGGCCAUAUUGUAGAAAUCCAUACAAGUACCGUGAUUCACAGUCAAAGCUCCCUCUGUGCAGUCUCCAAUGCUACAAGGCGAUACAUGAGAAAACAGCCCCUCUAUCUGCCUGUUAA